GACACCGCCACCUGGGUUCCCCUACCGACGCCAUGUCGACGCCAGGACCAUCUGACACCCAAACAUCUCAGAACCAGCCAGCGCAGUAUACAUAUUUUCAACCUCAAACCCAAUCCGAUGUCUUGCAGCAAUCGUCUUCGACGGCGACCACGUUAGCCACGUCAGGUUCCGGCACCACGGCAUCAUCAAGCACUGCUGGCCCAUCUACGCAAUACCAGACGCGUCAAGCUGCAGAGGAAGCCAGGAAAGACCGUACACUGGCCGAAUUUCUACUUAUGCUCGAUGAAUAUGAACCGUUGAUCCCAGCGGAGGUUACGGAUUACUACCUUCAAAGAGUAGGAUUUGAAUGUGACGAUGUACGGCUCAAACGACUUCUCGCACUAGCAGCACAGAAGUUUGUGUCGGACAUCGCCGCCGAUGCAUAUCAACACGCCCGUAUACGUACGAACGCUGCUGGUGGUCGUACCCGGGUGAACCCCACAGGUUCGGGAGCUGCCAAGGACAAAACAAGGACCACGCUCACUAUGGAUGAUCUGGGCGCGGCACUUGCCGAGUAUGGUAUCAAUGCAAAGAAACCAGAUUUUUAUCUUUGAUUUCCUGUACCUCCAUUUCAGUCUAAUUCACCUCGUGUAAUCUAUAUCUACAGUGCACGUAUGAUGUGAUAGAAUACGUCAUGGCUUCACAGCAGAGUUUCGUCCCGAAAAAUCAGGGAAGGUCGUGUCGAGUGAGGACCCAAAC
This is a messenger RNA of Pisolithus orientalis, 738 nucleotides long. RefSeq names its product transcription initiation factor TFIID 23-30kDa subunit-domain-containing protein. Gene Ontology annotation, molecular function: promoter-specific chromatin binding; RNA polymerase II general transcription initiation factor activity. The record is from RefSeq and is a predicted model, not a curated record. Gene Ontology annotation, cellular component: SAGA complex; nucleus; transcription factor TFIID complex. The transcript is spliced from 4 exons. The coding region runs from base 33 to 593 and encodes 186 amino acids. NCBI's taxonomy places the organism in Eukaryota, Fungi, Basidiomycota, Agaricomycetes, Boletales, Pisolithaceae. Gene Ontology annotation, biological process: transcription initiation at RNA polymerase II promoter.